Papaver somniferum (opium poppy) is the source of this 1672-nucleotide messenger RNA. Its product is annotated as protein SLOW GREEN 1, chloroplastic-like. The coding region runs from base 95 to 1060 and encodes 321 amino acids. The transcript is spliced from 2 exons. NCBI's taxonomy places the organism in Eukaryota, Viridiplantae, Streptophyta, Magnoliopsida, Ranunculales, Papaveraceae. The record is from RefSeq and is a predicted model, not a curated record. Gene Ontology annotation, molecular function: protein binding.
AAUAAUUUUGGGUUUCACUCAAAAUCCAAGCCCGCUAGACAGACCUACCUUACUCACUCUCUUGUGAAUUUUCAAGAGAAACAGUGAAAGAAAAAUGGAGUCUGUUGCAGGAAUCAAACUCAGCAAUCAUCGAUUGCUGAAUCUGUCACCGAACACUAAUAUAAUACCAUUUCCAAAAUCCAUUUCAACAAUCUCCUUCUCAAAAACCACUGCCAAAACGUCAUCUAUCCAAUUUCAUCAAAACCCUAACAAGAAAAAACAACCACAAUUUGAAACCCUAAAACCACUCUCUUCUUUUCUCAAAACUACGUGCAUAGCCAUUACUGCUACUGCUCUUUUCUUCAAUCGCAUGCAAAAACCCUCCAUUGCUGCUCCUGUUUCUACACCCACGGUAGACAAGGAAAGUAUUACAGAAGAAACUGAUGAAGAGAAAGAAAGAGUGUUGGACGAGUAUCUAGAUUCAAACCCAGAUGAUGUUAAAGCCUUAAAAGCAGUAAUGGAAGUUAAAAUCAAAGCUGGAAAAGUCGAAGAAGCGAUUUCAAUUAUCGAUCGUUUGGUUGGAGCUGAACCAACUGAAAAGGAAUGGCCACUAAUGAAAUCUCAUCUUUUGAGUUAUAGUGGAGAUACAGAAUUGGCCAAGUUAGGGUUUGAAGAGGUCAUUUCUAGAAACCCUUUAGAUGUUGAAGCUUAUCAUGGAUUAGUAAUGGCUGCAUCUGAGUCAGAAUCAGGUGAACUAGAUAAUGUAUUGAAAAGGAUUGAAAAGGCUAUGGAGAUCUGUAAGAAAGAAAAGAGAAAACAAGAUGUAAGAGAUUUUAAAUUGUUGGUUGCACAAGUCAGAGUUCUUGAAGGUAAAUAUACAGAUGCUUUGAAAAUUUAUCAACAACUUGUUAAGGAAGAACCAAGAGAUUUCAGACCUUAUCUUUGUCAAGGUAUUAUUUAUGCUAUGUUGAAGAAGCCUGAGGAAGCUGAAAAACAGUUUAGUAUUUAUAGAAGACUUGUUCCGAAGGGACAUCCUUAUGCUAAGUAUUUUCAAGAUACCAUGACAACGAAGAAGUUGUAGAGGACCAGAAGUGAUUGCAGAACAAGACAUGGCGUUUAGUAACUGGUGUUAGGGAAAGUCGGAACAGGGUACAAGAUAGAGUUGAUUUGUGUUCACAACUAGGAUAUUUAUCCCAGGGCUGAGCUCUGAUUUAAGGUGAUUAUGAACGAGAUUAUGAUGAUAUUGGAGAUGUGUUGAGAUGGGAUCUCUCUCAAACUUGUACUGUCUUCACAGUUGUAACUUGUAGACCUUAAGCCGUGUUCUUUAUGUUUUCUCAAUCUUUAACUGUGAAGCUAUUGCUAUUGACGCAAGUUGUAUCAUGUGGGUAUUAUUUAUAGCCCGGUGAUAUACUAGUGAGUAGCUGUUAGAUAGGCAGCAAACAAAUCAAUGAACAGCAGAUUGUUAAUUAGAUGUUAGCUAUUCUGGUGAGGGUUCAAUUAAACCAAGAGCCCUUCUGCAUUUAUCCAUAUACGUUGGCCCCUGCCUUCUUCAUGGUUGAAUAUUCUAAGGCUGUCUAAACUUUGGGAGGGAGUGGAUCCAAACAGUCGAUGGCUGGAGCAAAUGCCUAACUCUGGCAUAUUUCUUCUAUCUCAUGUUAUAAAGCAUCAGGUUCAUGAUCUAGUAUCUCUAACU